Sarcophilus harrisii (Tasmanian devil) is the source of this 2297-nucleotide messenger RNA. It is a transcript of the gene EML3, whose product is annotated as EMAP like 3. The transcript has 18 exons. NCBI's taxonomy places the organism in Eukaryota, Metazoa, Chordata, Mammalia, Dasyuromorphia, Dasyuridae. The coding region runs from base 1 to 2034 and encodes 677 amino acids. The record is from RefSeq and is a predicted model, not a curated record. Gene Ontology annotation, biological process: microtubule cytoskeleton organization. Gene Ontology annotation, cellular component: mitotic spindle. Gene Ontology annotation, molecular function: microtubule binding.
AUGGGGGGCCCCUGGCCCGAGGGCCUGGAAGAUGUUCUUAGGCCGCCCCUCACCAAACCCAUCCCUCGGCCCUCCCGGGGAGCGCCCAGCCCCCCCGAACCCUUCAGCCUCGACUGGGUUUACGGGUACAGGGGCCGAGACUCGCGCUCCAACCUGUUUGUGCUUCGAUCAGGGGAAGUCGUUUACUUCAUCGCCUGCGUGGUGGUGCUGUAUCGCCCGGGAGGGGGCCCGGGGGGCUCCGGGGGUGGCGGCCAGAGGCACUACUUGGGCCACACAGACUGCGUCCGCUGUCUUGCCGUCCAUCCCGACGGGGUCCGUGUAGCUUCUGGGCAGACGGCCGGGGUCGACAAGGAUGGGAAGCCACUUCAGCCAGUAGUUCACAUCUGGGAUUCAGAGAAGCUCCAUAAGCUCCAGGAGAUCGGACUCGGGGUAUUUGAGAGAGGAGUGGGGGCCCUCGCCUUCUCGGUCUCGGAUCAGGGCAGCUUCCUGUGUGUGGUGGACGACUCCAAUGAACACAUGUUGUCCGUGUGGGACUGGAACCGAGGUGCCAAGCUGGUGGAGAUCAAGAGCACCAACGACUCCGUCCUGGCCGUCGGCUUCAAUCCCCGAGACAGCAGUUGUAUCGUCACCAGCGGGAAGUCCCACGUCCACUUCUGGAACUGGUCUCCUGGAGGAGGAGCUCAGGGCAAUGGGGGUCUCACACGGAAACAGGGUGUCUUUGGGAAAUACAAGAAGCCCAAAUUUGUCCCCUGCUUUGUCUUCCUUCCGGAUGGAGACAUCCUCACUGGGGACUCAGAAGGGACCAUCCUCACCUGGGGGCGGAGCCCGCCUGACUCCAGGACCCCAGGCAGGGGUGGGGCUAAAGAGACCUUCGGGAUCAUAGCCCAGACCCGAGCCCACGAGGGCUCCAUCUUCGCUUUGUGUCUGCUGAGGGACGGGACGGUGCUGAGUGGGGGUGGGCGGGAUCGCCGGCUGGUUCAGUGGGGGCCAGGGCUCACGGCCCUCCAGGAGGCCGAGAUCCCAGAACAGUUUGGAGCCGUCCGCGCCAUCGCCGAAGGGCUCGGCUCGGAGCUGCUGGUGGGCACCACGAAGAACGCGCUGCUCAGGGGAGACCUGACUCAGGGCUUUUCCCCCGUGAUCCAGGGUCACACCGACGAGCUCUGGGGUCUCUGCACUCACCCCUCCCUGAACCGCUUCCUCACCUGUGGCCAUGACCGGCAGCUCUGUCUGUGGGAUGGGGAAUCCCACGCCUUGGCCUGGAGCCUUGAUCUCAAGGAGACGGGUCUCUGUGCUGAUUUCCACCCCAGUGGGAAGGUCGUGGCUGUGGGACUAAACACUGGGAGGUGGCUGGUCCUGGACACAGAGACUCGAGAGAUCGUAUCCGAUGUCACGGACGGUAAUGAGCAGCUCUCAGUUGUCAGGUAUAGUCCAGAUGGGAUGUACCUGGCCAUCGGCUCCCACGACAACAUGAUCUAUAUCUACAGCGUCUCCAGCGACGGGGCCAAGUGCAACCGCUUUGGCCGAUGUGUGGGGCACUCCAGCUUCAUCACCCAUCUCGACUGGUCCAAGGACGGGAGCUUCAUCAUGUCCAAUUCUGGGGACUACGAGAUCCUCUACUGGGACGUGGCAGGGGGCUGCAAGCUGCUGAGAAAUCGCUAUGAGAGCCGGGACAGGGAGUGGGCCACCUAUACCUGUGUCCUGGGGUUCCACGUGUAUGGCGUGUGGCCGGACGGCUCGGACGGGACGGACAUCAACUCCCUGUGCCGCUCCCACAACGAGCGGGUGGUGGCCGUGGCCGAUGACUUCUGCAAGGUGCACCUGUUUCUGUACCCCUGCGCCCGGGCCAAGGCUCCCAGCCGAAAGUACGGAGGCCACGGCAGCCACGUCACCAGUGUCCGCUUCACGCACGACGACUCUCACCUCAUCUCGCUGGGAGGGAAGGACGCGAGCAUUUUCCAGUGGCGCAUGCUGGGGGGCGGGGGCACGCCCUCCCGCACCCCUUCGCUGUCCCCCGCCUCCUCGCUGGAUGUCUGACCCCCCCACCCCCACCCCCGGCCCGGGACUGGAUGGGGGAGGGGGUGUAGGGGACGCUUCUGGCCCCACCUCCGUCGCCCCCUCCCCCUCCCAGGACCAGGAGCCUUCUCCUCCAACUUCGUUACAUUCCGUGCCUUCUCCGGGCCGGGCAGGGGCGUUGGGACCCCCCCAACACUGUACAGAACCGCAGGCUGAGCCGAGCAGCCCCGCCCCCCUCCCGGACCCCGCCGCAGAGCGGGGGCAAUAAAACCCAUGCAAAGUCU